AUGUCCCUUUCGGAAGUAAACACCAUACUCCUUGUCGGCGGCACUUCUGGAAUCGGUGCCGGCCUUGCCAGUCGUCUUCACGCGGCAGGCAAAAAAGUCAUCGUCACCGGUCGUCGUCAAGACCGCCUGGCUGCGCUGGAGCAAGCGCUCCCCGGUCUCUACACGUCCUGCUUCGACAUCAGCGACAUCCAGACGCUCCCGAAAACCGUCUCCGAUCUCACAGAGAAACAUCCUGACAUCGACAGCGUGAUCAUUGCUGCGGGAAUCCAGCUAUACACCCAGCUGGACAAGCCUGAGACCGUUUCGCCAGAAUCCAUCAGCGAGGAAAUCGCCACGAACCUGACAGGUCCGAUCGUCCUGUCGAACCUGUUCGUUUCGUUCUUCUUAUCGCAGAAGAAAGCCUCGCCUACUUCGAUCGUGUUCACCACGUCGGGACUGGCUAUCGCGCCGUUCCCCGUUGUAUCGGUCUACAGUGCAACGAAGAGCGCCCUCCACUCUUACGCCCUCUCACUUCGCUCUCUGUUAUUCGAGAGCAGGAUCAAGGUCGUGGAGAUGGUGCCGCAGUUUGUCGCCGACACGGAGCUUGCGUUGAAGGAUCGUGAUCUGGUCAUUGCAGCGUUGGGUGGUCCUGAUAGUCCCGCGGCCAAGGGGCUGCCGCUGCAGCAGUGUUUGGACGAGAUCAUGGCCGGUCUGGCGGAGGGUAGAAAUGAGUUUGGCGUUGGUCGAGCUGACAUGAUCCUCAAGACUUGGAGGUCUGCGGUUGAGCCUGUAUUGCAAAGACUGGGAGUCAAGGGAUAA
Molecule: messenger RNA, 798 nt
Organism: Monascus purpureus
Lineage: Eukaryota; Fungi; Ascomycota; Eurotiomycetes; Eurotiales; Aspergillaceae
Source: the annotation of a GenBank genome assembly